Molecule: messenger RNA, 672 nt
Organism: Humulus lupulus (European hop)
Lineage: Eukaryota; Viridiplantae; Streptophyta; Magnoliopsida; Rosales; Cannabaceae
Exons: 2
Coding region: 1-672 (223 amino acids)
Source: RefSeq, a predicted model, not a curated record
AUGGGCAUCACAAAUGCUCCAACAACUUUCAUGGAUUUGAUCAAUAGAGUCUUCAAGGACUUUCUGGACAAAUUUGUGGUAGUGUUUAUUGAUGACAAUUUAAUCUACUCCAAAUCUGAGGUGGAACAUGAAGAACACCUGAGAUUGACAUUAAAGAGGCUUCAAGAGCAUCAGUUGUACACAAAGUUCAGGAAGUAUGAAUUCUGGUUAGAGAAGGUAGGAUUUUUUGGCCAUAUAGUGUCUAAGGAGGGAGUAGCAAUAGUCCCAGCCAAGAUCGAGGCUAUUCGAGGUUGGCCUCAAUCUAAGAAUGAAGCAGAAGUUAGAAGUUUCUUAGGAUUGGCGGGGUAUUAUAGAAAAUUUGUUGAAGGGUUUUCUAAGAUUGUUGCACCCCUAACCAUUUUGACAAGAAAGAAUCAGAAAUACACUUUGACCGAAAACUGUGAGGACUUUCAAACCAUGAAGAAUAAGCUUAUAUCAGCUCCAGUGUUGUGUGUACCAACUGAAGAAGGGAAGUUUAUAGUAUACUGUGAUGCUUCUAAGAAUGGUUUGGGAUGUGUAUUGAUACAAGACGGUGAAGUAAUGGCUUAUGCCUCAAGACAAUUGAAAGAAUAUGAACAAAGAUACCCAACCCAUGAUUUAGAGUUGGCUGCGCCACCACAAUCGCUGCCUUAA